AUAUAUUAACGAAUUUAUAAAGUUAUCGACAAGUCGACAUCCUAACCAUGUUAGGCCAAGUUGUACGAGAUGAAACCAGGCCAAAAAUUACCUUUAACAUCUUCGGGUCAAGUAAAAGAAAGCAAAUUUUUUCUCUCUUUUGGUCUGUUAAUGUUAAUAAAAAAACCAAAAAAAAAUGCGCGCGAAAUUUGAAAUCACGGAAAAAUGAUCUCACUCUCUCACCCUUUCUCUCUUCCUCUCUCUUUUUUCUUUCUAUUAUUUUCACUUCCUCCUUCUUCACUUCUACCCUCCUACACAUCCUUAUCCCUUUUUACCACCAUUAUCAUCAUCUUAAUCUUCCUUGACUUUUACCUUUUCUUUUCAUCUCAAGUCAUUAUCAUCUUCUCGCCCCCUUGUUCAUCGCCCCGACUGCAAUUGUCUUGAAGAGAAACAUGAUGAUGAUGAAAGAGAAAAAGAAGAAGAAGAAAAAAUUUCAGAAGAGGAAGAUAAAGGUGAUGAUGUAAAACUGGAAACAGCUUUCUACCUGCCUCAGGGCUCUUGGCAAAAGUUCACGGCCAAAUUUUCCUGGUAACGUUUGUUAUGAUGGGCUUACCCUUCCGGGUUUCCCUUCAACAAGUAAAGUUGUCUACCCUUUUCCUUUCUCAGAAGCUUUCAAAUCCUAUCCUUGAAUGUUAGUUAAUGAUAAAAACUCUUUCCUUUAAAUUGAUUAACUAAAUCAACAUUAGAAAUUAAAAAUAACCUCAUCGUUUACGUAGAUCAAUUUCCUUUUUAAUUUACUAAUUAUAACCAAAUCCUGAUUAUAUGGUCAGUUCAUCUUCUCACCGAUCAAUUGUGAUUAACUUCGUUACCAGAUCUUGUGUUUAAAAUUAUAAAAAUUCUACACUUGUGAAGAUUUCUGUUGAUUGUUCAUAAGUUAAAUUCUAAUUGUUCAAAGUUUCUACUUUCAAUCCUUCCCGAUCUCCUUCAUAAUAAACUGUGUGUUUCGAUCUGAGUAAAAUACUGAGAAAAUCUCAUUACAAAUAUUCAUCGUUCAGUUCAAUUAAACUGUUGUCAACUUUCAUCUAUUAGUUAAUGUAAGGUUAAUCUUUAAACAGCUUAACCUUUCACCCUUAUGUCAUUUAAUUAAUCCUAUUCAAAAUCUCUCAUUGUGCUUUCUAUCUAAACCACCCUUAAAACUACCACCAACUAAAGUCUCUUUAAUUAGUGUUUCAAUAAAAGUUAUUUUGUUCCGAUACGAUCUUUAUACUGAGCUCUCGCAUAGAGAAUCCCUAACAAAAUAAUAAUAAUUAAUAAUUCGUUCAACUGAAUAUUCUAAAAACUGUUAAGUUAUUAUAUCCACUGAUCUGUGAUUUCUAACUAAAAGCUGUUCAGGUCCAGUGUCAAACUUUUUUGGUCAUCCUUCCCAUCUUAUCAAGUGCUUAUAUACAGCCACGGACAUUAAGUUUCGUACACUUUCAAUCAAAGUUGCGCAUAGAGUUGAUUCUUACGAAUAUAACUUUUCGCAAAACUGGUCAGAAGCUAAAGAAAGAUUGAUCAAAGACUUUACUCCAAUAACCAACAACAACGAUCAAAAUAGUGAACUUCUGGAUAAACCCAAGUCUCUAUAUAAUCUUUUUCCUCGACCAUAAACACGAUCAAGUAUUUUGGCCACUCUCGAACUAAAACUAAAACUAAAACUAAAAUGUCAUUUGGUGGAUUAUCGUCACUCGGUGAUAAAUUAAAUGAAUCACAAGAUGAAGUUAAUCUUUAUCGUCAACUUAAAAUGAAAAUGUUUCUCAAUCAACAGAAGCCACUAUUUCCAUCUCCAUGUUUAUCAUCAUUUGAGAGUUCAUCUUGUGAGGAAUCAUCUUCUUAUGAGACUAGUUCACUUGCAGGAUCAUCAGCACUUUCUGAAACUUCUGAAUCAUCUUCUUGUCUAUCAUCUUUGUCUUCGCCAUCUUCUCCUUCAUCGUGUUUAUCGUCAUCCGAGAAAAAGACUUAUCAAUGUCAAUUUUGUUCCAAGGUAUUCGGUCAGAUGUCAAAUCUUAAGUGUCACGUUCGUACACAUACUGGAGAAAGACCGUUUGUUUGUAGAAUUUGUCAGAAAUCGUUUAUUCAAUUAGCUCAUUUACAAAAACAUGAGCUCGUUCAUACCGGCGAAAAGCCUUUCCAGUGUGACCUGUGUCUAAAACGAUUCACAUCCAAAAGUAAUCUUAAUAAUCAUAAAUCUCGACACAUAUACGAACCAAACGAAGCUGACAACAACAACAAUAACCAUAUUAAUUAUUGUAAUUUACCUUGAAAAAAGUUGUAAAAAAUAUACAUUUAAAGGAAUAUCUAAAAAUAAAUAAAAUUGACCCUUUUACCAAAAAGAAAGACCCAUUAGGCUCACUAGGCUAUCGGCUCUCAAAAGUGGAAAUGGUUGGGUUAUAAUUAUUAUUAUUUUUCGAGGAAAUUGUCCUAAAUGAUCAAACUUUUAUAUCGAAUAGUCCAACUCAUGUUCUACAAUCUGAUCUAGUUUUUAAAAAUUUCUGAUACUGUUAAGGUCAAAAAUGAUCGUUUCGAAAAAAUAAUCUCAAAAAUUGAAAAAAAGUUGAUUUAGUUUAAUUCAAAGAGUAAAAACCAAGAGAGAGCACAGGAAGGCAACAUUUUUUUGGUGUCGCGAGGUGGAGCCACUAGUAGAUUUGAAAAGAAAGAGAGAAAACCUGAGGAAUUUUUUAGGCUCCUGAUAAACUUUAAUUUAAUUAACUUUACCUGUGAAUUUAAAAUUGAAUUUUAUGUUAUUAUUAUUUAUCUUAUCAUACGGAUCAAGUUGAUACCAAAAUUAUGAUAAUUCAACAGUUACUUUAGUUAUUUUUGUUACUCUAAAAACUGAGCUAUUAUUGCGUCGUAAUAACUUGAACCAUUUUCUUUUUCUUGCCCUAAUGGGAUUUGUGUUGAAAGGACUCUAGUCCAUUUGUUUUGAAAGGACAUUUUGUCCAUUGUGACUAAAUUUUAUUUUUAAAUUUUAUCUCAAAAUUGUAUUCGACCUCAGGGGAGAAAAAUUGUUAAUUAUUGUAUUGUUUUCUUUUCCUCAUCAAUUACUCCCUUCCUUGUCCCUCUUUUCCCUUUCCCUGGUACGGUUGUCAUUACCGGAAACGAUGAAUUCUAAUUCAUCGAGCCUCCCCUGAGGUCGCUGUCAAAGCUUAAAAUAAAUAAAAGAAAGAGAAACAUAGUAAA
Panonychus citri (citrus red mite) is the source of this 3198-nucleotide messenger RNA. RefSeq names its product tissue-resident T-cell transcription regulator protein ZNF683-like. NCBI's taxonomy places the organism in Eukaryota, Metazoa, Arthropoda, Arachnida, Trombidiformes, Tetranychidae. Gene Ontology annotation, molecular function: histone deacetylase binding; DNA-binding transcription factor activity; RNA polymerase II cis-regulatory region sequence-specific DNA binding. The transcript has a single exon. Bases 1682 to 2281 code for a protein of 199 amino acids. The record is from RefSeq and is a predicted model, not a curated record. Gene Ontology annotation, biological process: regulation of transcription by RNA polymerase II; cell fate commitment. Gene Ontology annotation, cellular component: cytoplasm; nucleus.